UACGUGACUAAUAUGUGGUGUUUGAAAAUAUCAGCGGGCAGUUGACGCUGUCAGUGAGAGAGAGGGCUGGACGAGUUAAUCAGCGGCAUGGCUAGCCUCGGGCUAACGUUAGCUGCGGCUAGCUGCACCCAGAGUAGAGAAACAGCCAGCGAUCAACUCACCCGAUACACCCUCCCUCCGUGUAGCUUACCCAAGUGAUGGCUCUGUGCUCUUCGCUAUACGCCGCUUGAUAUAAACGACAGUCACAACUUUGUCAAGAACAGGCUAAUUACUCUUUUAUACCAGUUUAUCCCAAAGGGACUGCGCGCCUUUCUGAUUUCAGCCGGUGAUAAAUGCGUUUUAUUUGAACCAUGAAACCGCAGCUGCCGCAUACCUUUUGUCAUGAAAAUACUAUCCACGGGUUAGGUCGAGACAACAUCUGCUCAUACUUGUAUUAUAACGCCGGCUCUCUCUCUCUCUGUGUCUGUGUGCAUUAAUAUCGGGAGGUGACCGGUUCAAGCCAGAAUUAUAGCUAGCUUAAUUGGCUUACAGUAGCAGCUGAGUGGCGGUUAGCAGCCGAGCAUCGCAGCAUCCACUGGGCUUUCCUUAAGUUGCUGGUUGGGACUAAUUAAGAGGAUGGUUAUCCUAAUUGAUAAAGGCGUGUUGUUUGGCUGUACGCGUGCCCCUGGAUCAUAUUGAUUGCACCCCCCCGCCCCCACCUUGAGAUCCGGCAGCUGGUAGAAGGGCAUUUUUUUAUCUCCAGUGUGCACGGCAGAAAUAUUUUAGUUGUUUACUUGAGAGACGGCACAGAGAAAGACGAGUAUAACACACUGCUAUACUGAGCCACAGUCCUGAUCCAUAGGGACCAAGACAUAGUGGAGGUAGAAAAGAUACUGUACAAAGAGCAGAAACAUCAUUUCAGUGCUGUCUGAUGGGAAGAUGGGGGGAAAAAUAUAGCUUGAAAUUACAAGAAUAAAAAGCCUAAUUUCUUUGUGUAUUUGUGCUUCUCAUCUCCAAUAGCUGACUGAAACCAGUAAACUACACGUUCACACAUCUAUAGAAAAGGAAUUUGGACUUGUGUGUCACUCCCUGUUAUAAAUUCACCAUAUUUUAAACAGAAUCAGAAAGAUUAGUGACACAGGAAGAGGCCUGUUGUUGUAGUUUCUCCUUCACAUGCCUGCUGGCAGCCAACCACUUUGCUUCAAUGGAGAAUUGCAGCAGCAAAAGAACAAAUUGUAGAGGCCGCCCUUACCUCAGCAUCACCUGGGAGAUAGCCUAGCUUAGCGCAGCCCCGCUAGCUAGUCCGUGACCCCUCCCCAACCCCGUCUCUCUCCCUCUGUGUCACACACAACACCCCUGCCUUCCCCCUUAUACUUUUUCCCAAGCAAGUUGACAUGGCAUCAGUGCGCUUCACGGUGACACCCACCAAGGCGGAGGACCUCCCGGGGCUGUCCGACACGUCGCCUGACAUCAGCUCCCGCUCCGGCGCCCGCGUGCGCUUUGGCUCCAGGGAGAGCGUCAAUCGAAGUGACCCGCUCAGCGAUGCGUCGGGAGGCGGGACAGGAGGAGGAGGAGGGGGCGACACGUCGGAGCUCAGCAGUGUGGAUCAAGGUGAUGGAAAUUCCAAAAUCUCCAGUGUGUACAUCAACAACACUCACGGGAUGGAUGACGAUGACUUCUAUGACAGAAACUUGGCCUUAUUUGAGGAGGAGAUGGACACCCGGCCAAAGGUGUCUUCUCUGCUCAGUCGCCUGGCCAACUACACCAACCUAACGCAGGGGGCCAAGGAACACGAGGAGGCCGAGAGCAUCGGCGAGAAGAAGAAAGCCAGCAAGUCGCCACAGAUGGGGACGUUUAUGGGUGUUUACCUACCUUGCCUCCAGAACAUCUUUGGCGUCAUCCUGUUCCUGCGGUUGACCUGGGUGGUGGGGUCUGCUGGGGUGCUGCAGGGCCUCUGUAUUGUCUUCAUAUGCUGUUGCUGUACGUUGUUGACUGCGAUAUCGAUGAGUGCAAUCGCCACUAAUGGAGUUGUACCAGCGGGAGGCGCCUACUUCAUGAUCAGUCGCUCUCUGGGUCCAGAGUUUGGGGGGGCGGUGGGCCUGUGUUUCUACUUGGGCACCACCUUCGCUGGAGCCAUGUACAUCCUGGGAGCCAUCGAGAUCCUUCUGAUGUACAUCGCACCUAAGGCAGCCAUUUUUGUGGCAAAGUACCCUGAAGGCGAAGGGGCGGCCAUGUUGAACAACAUGCGGGUCUACGGCUCCAUCUGUCUACUCCUGAUGUCCCUGCUCGUCUUCGUGGGCGUGAAGUACGUCAACAAACUGGCCUCCAUCUUCUUGGCCUGCGUCAUCAUCUCCAUCGCUUCCAUCUACAUCGGAGCACUGGUCUCCGCCUUCAAACCGCCAGAUUUCCCCGUGUGCAUGCUGGGAAACAGAACCAUCAGCGGCCAUGAGAUUGACAAGUGUGCGAAAACCAUCCCGCCGCCGAUCAAACAGCCAGUUGAGAGAGUUGAGGCAAACUUCACAGUUAUUGAAGGAAACAGCACUGUGGACCCGAUCUUUGACCCCAGCCCUGCUCCUGUUCUGGUGGAGAGGACCACAAAUCUGUGGAAGCUGUUUUGUCAGAGCCCAGAACUCAACGCCUCCUGUGACGAAUACUUCAAGUCUAACAAUUUUUCCGAGAUUGAAGGGAUCCCCGGUCUGGCCAGUGGGAUAAUUUCAGAGAACCUGUGGAGCUCCUACCUCAGCAAAGGGGACGUGGUGGAGAAAGGCUCCCUUGACUCGUCUCAUAUCGCACAUCCGGCAUCCACUCAGCAGCCUUAUGUGUUUGCUGACAUCACCACCUCCUUCACACUGUUGGUGGGCAUCUUCUUCCCCUCUGUCACAGGAAUCAUGGCUGGGUCUAACCGGUCGGGGGAUCUGAAAGACGCCCAGCGCUCCAUCCCCAUUGGAACCAUUCUCGCCAUCCUCACCACCUCCUUCGUCUACCUGAGCAGUGUUGUUUUGUUCGGAGCCUGCAUCGACGGGGUCGUCCUCAGAGACAAGUUUGGAGAUUCUGUUAAAGGGAAUCUGGUGGUGGGGACUCUGGCUUGGCCCAGUCCCUGGGUUAUUGUGAUUGGCUCUUUCUUCUCAACAUGUGGCGCAGGCCUCCAGUCGCUGACAGGCGCUCCCCGACUUCUACAAGCCAUUGCAAAGGACAACAUCAUCCCCUUCCUGCGGGUGUUUGGCCACGGGAAGGCUAAUGGGGAGCCCACCUGGGCCAUGCUGCUGACGGCGCUGAUAGCCGAGCUAGGGAUCCUCAUUGCCUCUCUGGACCUGGUGGCUCCCAUCCUUACGAUGUUUUUCCUGAUGUGUUAUCUGUUCGUGAACCUGGCCUGUGGCCUCCAGACCCUCCUGAGAACGCCCAACUGGAGGCCGCGCUUCUCCUAUUACCACUGGACCUUGUCAAUUUUGGGGAUGACUAUCUGCCUGGCGCUCAUGUUCAUAUCCUCUUGGUACUACGCAAUCGUUGCCAUGGUGAUUGCCGGCAUGAUCUACAAGUACAUUGAAUACCACGGAGCGGAGAAGGAGUGGGGGGAUGGGAUCCGCGGUCUCUCGCUCAGUGCUGCCCGUUAUGCCCUCCUGAGGUUGGAGGAGGGACCGCCACACACCAAAAACUGGAGACCUCAGGUGUUGAUCUUACUAAAACUGGACGAGGACGCCCAUGUCAAGUCUCCUCGCCUGCUGACGUUUGCCAGCCAGCUGAAGGCGGGGAAGGGCCUGACCAUCGUCGGCACAGUCGUCUCCGGCAACUUCCUACAAAGCUACGGCGAGGCUCUCGCUGCCGAACAGACUCUUAAGCACCUGAUGGAUAAGGAGCGGGUGAAGGGCUUCUGUCAGUGUAUCGUGGCUCAGAAGCCGCGUGAAGGCAUCAGUCACAUGAUCCAGUCCAGCGGCCUGGGAGGAAUGAAACCGAACACUGUGGUGAUGGGCUGGCCUCACGCCUGGAGGCAAAGCGAGGACCCGCAGGCCUGGAAGACCUUCAUCAACACAGUGCGGGUGACCACAGCCGCCCACCUGGCCCUGCUGGUGCCCAAAAACAUCUCUCUGUUCCCCAGCAACAGUGAGCCCUGCACAGAUGGCUACAUCGACGUCUGGUGGAUCGUCCAUGACGGGGGGAUGCUAAUGCUGCUGCCCUUCCUGUUGCGCCAACACAAAGUGUGGCGUAAGUGUUCGAUGCGAAUCUUCACAGUGGCCCAGAUGGAGGAUAAUUCCAUCCAGAUGAAGAAGGAUCUGGCAACCUUCCUUUAUCACCUGCGCAUUGAGGCUGAGGUGGAAGUAGUUGAGAUGCACAACAGUGAUAUCAGCGCAUACACCUAUGAAAGGACCCUGAUGAUGGAGCAGAGGUCUCAGAUGCUCAGACAGAUGCGACUGUCUAAGUCCGACCGGGAAAGAGAGGGAAAUCCUGGUAGCAGCAGCAGUAGGCCAGAGGCAGGUGGAGCUACAAGGUCUCAGGCCCAACUGGUGAAAGACCGUAACUCCAUGCUGCGGCUGACGAGCAUUGGAUCAGACGAUGACGAUGACACUGAUGGUGGAGAGCGAGACAGGGCGGUGAGCACGGGCGGAGGCAGCGCCGAGCAUCAUCGCCGAGUCCAGAUGACCUGGACCAAAGAGAAGACCUCGCAGUACAGAGCCACGCACUCGGGCUGCUCCACACCCGAGGGCUUCAGAGACAUGCUCAGCAUCAGGCCGGACCACUCCAACGUCAGGCGGAUGCACACCGCGGUCAAGCUCAACGAGGUCAUUGUCAACAAGUCCCACGACGCCCGGCUUGUCCUGCUCAACAUGCCGGGACCCCCCAAGAACACGGAGGGAGACGAGAACUACAUGGAGUUCCUGGAGGUUCUGACAGAAGGACUAGAGCGCGUCCUGUUGGUCAGAGGUGGAGGAAGUGAAGUCAUCACCAUCUACUCCUGAUUGGACAAACAGAGGAAGCCAGUGUUAAAGAAGCAACCAAUCACGCAGAAGUGAAGCGGAGGGAGACAGUGGGGGGGCCUGUGAGCUCUGGGGGCAUGGGCCCAAAAAGAGAGACCCUCAUUGGCUGCAGCGUCAGUCAUCACGCCCUAACGCCCACCCUUCAGCCACCUUUUCCUUUCAUCCUUCUCACACUUUUCUGCCAUGACAAGGGUUUCCAUUCCACUUAUGUCGAGCUACAGAAAUGCCAACACAAAUCGAGGAACGAGCAAAUAACAAAGUGAUCAGCUGUGUGUGUGUGUGUGUGUGUGUGUGUGUGUGUCGUCCACCUAAAGGUUCGGUUUUUUUUAGAGGGGGACCAGUGUUGUGUUCAGACAGUGGACCAGUGAAUGAGAAGUAUGAAACGUAGAGUGCGAUUGUCUGUGAAGCGUCCCACAAACGGAGCACUUGUUCCACUGACGAGACUCAGGGUUGCUUUUUGUACAGAAUGUAUUUUGGAAGCAGGUGUGAGUGCUAUGAGAGGAGGCUGAACUGAACGUCUGAAUUAAGUGUUUAUUUGUCUUUUUUUCUCUUUGACGACACAGUAACGUUUAUUCCAAUACUACAUAAAAACUGGAAAAGUAACACUGCAACAAGGGAAGUGGGAGGUCUCUAGUUUUAAACCUGCUCAGUGGUUCAUUUAAGGAAAAUCUGUAUUCUUUUGUGCUGUUUCCUUACUUGGAAGUGUAUCACUUUUAAGAAGACGAAAGGCAAAAAUGGUUAAUGUUUAUUGAACAAUAGUUUUUAGGUUUUUUUUUUUUUU
Micropterus salmoides (largemouth bass) is the source of this 5730-nucleotide messenger RNA. Its product is annotated as solute carrier family 12 member 6-like. Gene Ontology annotation, molecular function: potassium:chloride symporter activity. Bases 1374 to 4931 code for a protein of 1185 amino acids. Gene Ontology annotation, cellular component: membrane. Gene Ontology annotation, biological process: chloride ion homeostasis; potassium ion homeostasis; potassium ion import across plasma membrane. The transcript is spliced from 27 exons. The record is from RefSeq and is a predicted model, not a curated record. NCBI's taxonomy places the organism in Eukaryota, Metazoa, Chordata, Actinopteri, Centrarchiformes, Centrarchidae.